Messenger RNA from Phialemonium atrogriseum, 3024 nucleotides. RefSeq names its product putative transcriptional regulatory protein. Lineage: Eukaryota; Fungi; Ascomycota; Sordariomycetes; Cephalothecales; Cephalothecaceae. Gene Ontology annotation, molecular function: DNA-binding transcription factor activity, RNA polymerase II-specific; zinc ion binding; DNA binding. Gene Ontology annotation, biological process: DNA-templated transcription; regulation of DNA-templated transcription. Bases 291 to 2531 code for a protein of 746 amino acids. The transcript is spliced from 3 exons. The record is from RefSeq and is a predicted model, not a curated record.
UGGGCCUUUUGCUAAUUCCACCAGUAGGAAAGCGAGUUUGCCGAAGGAAGUACCGUAGUAUGGUCGAGUUGUGGGGAAAGGUGGGGGUGGUUUGGUUUGGGGCCAGACUCCCGUCUGGGGAUUCGUCAUCCUCGGCAUGCGAACUCCUCCUGACCUCCUCCCCAAUCUUCUCAACCAAUUCUGCCGAUAGUCUCUGUUAAGGAGGCAAUUCGACAUGGGGACGUGAUCAAUGCCGGGACUCUUCCAAGUCUCACCACGGCCAUCUUCGGGUCCGUCAGCUGCCCAUUAACAUGUCAGACACUACAUCGCCGACUUCCUCGGGGCCUGGUGGAUCUCGCCAUAUCCGUCGCCAGAACGCUCGCCCAGGUGACCGGGUACGGAUCCGGCAGCGGAGAACCCUUAGCUGCUUGCCAUGUCGUCUGCAUAAGCUGCGGUGCGAUCGUGCAGUCCCCUGUCAGACCUGCUGCCGCCACCAACGAGAAGAUCAAUGUCGGUUAAAUCCCGCCCCGGCAAGCCUCGUAGCCCCGGUGCCUUCGAAGGGGGGCCCUAUUGGGGCCCGAAAUGCAUUCCUAUCAAACCUUCUGUCUAGCCGAACCUGGAAUGCCAAUAGUGGAAGCCUCGCGCUGUAUCCUCCGGCCGUCGUCAGCCAUGAGGAGAACUCGUGGUUGCCCCGGACAGGCGGGAACACCAUCGGCACUGACAAGCUUUCGGGCCAAGGGGCUGAACCCGCUGUUGAGCUCCAUGGCUCGGAGUCUUCUGAGAAUCCUGUGAGCAGCAGCGAAUCCGUGGCAUCACUUGCUAUGUGCGGUCUUCACUCGCAAGGGAAGUCGACAUUACUCGACGAGCCUCAAGUGUUCUGGAAGCGCUACUUGGUCGGCGUCCUCCCCACCCAGAACCAAAGCGACCUGCUGGUGUCCUUCUUCUUUGAGAACUUCAACUGGAUCUACCAGACCAUUCAUGCGCCCUCAUUCCGCUCUCAGUAUGGCCAGUUCUGGACCCAGGACGUCGCCGAUGUCGAUCUUGUCUGGCUUGCUCUCUUAUUCAUGAUCCUCUGCUUGAGCUCGCUACACAUCCCUUCUGAGCUCGCCGAGGUUUCUGGCUUCGAAGUCUCGGAGCUGGCCCUGCUAUCCAAGCGAUGGUACUCCGCAUCCCGCCAGGCGUUGCACGCAGGCGGAUACGACUCCAAACCUACCCUGACCCAGAUCCAAGUGUUCUUGAUAUCGCAGUUGUACUGGUACGGGAUGAAGAACGUGGAGGCGCUGAACUCCCAUCUAGGCACAGCCGUACGCAACGCCCAGUCUCUAGGUCUGGAUAAGGAGUGCCCACCCUCCGUUACAGACUGCCUAGAGCGCGAGAUGCGCCACAGAAUUUGGUGGGAUCUCGUAUGUUCCGACACUUUCCAGUCUCUCUGCCUUGCCCGGCCACCUUUGGUCCAGUCAUAUCUCUCCUCGGUUCCGUUCCCGUCCAACUGCAACGACGUCGACAUCACACCGACCAGCAUCAAGAUCCGACCACUCUCGGAACCCACCGAGAUGAGCAUGCACCACUUCCGCGCCCGCAUCUUCAAGGUGCUCAACAGGCUAUACGCCAACAACGGCGCCGGCCUGUCCUCAUACGCAUUCAUCUCCACCAUAGACGCCGAAAUCACAACCAUCACCGACCAGUUCCCGUGGUACUUCCAAAUUCACCAAGAAGAAGAACGACCCCCCAGCACCACCCCGGCUCUCUCCCCUCGCCCCGUCACCCCAAACCUAACCUCCAUCCACUGGACCCACCACCUCCUCCACAGCUGUAUCUCAGUCCAGCGCGUGCGCAUGUAUCGCCCCUUCCUGCACCACCCAUCCGGCGACCCGUGGCGCCGCUGCGUCGCGGCCGCGACCUCGGCCCUGGCCGUCUACCGCCGCCUGCGCUCCCGCGACGUGGCGCGCUUCCGCCGCUCCCAGCGCGCCCACGUCCAGGCCUACCAGACCUUCUCCACCGCCGUCGUGCUCGCCACCUUCCUGCUCGUCGAGCGCCCCCCCGACGACGACGCCUGCGUCCGCGCCAUCCGCGAGGACGUCGACAUGGCGGUCGCGGACCUGCGGCCGUUCGCCUCCGCCCGGGGGGCGGGGGACGCGCGGUGCCUGCCCAUGGUCGCCGACGGCGUGAGGGCGCUCAACCGCAUCCUGGCGCUGUACGACGCCCGUCGCAGCCGCGGCGACUCUUCCAACUCCAACUCGUCCUCGUCCUCCGGGGCCCGUUCCGGCGGCGACGCGCCCACGGCGCUGGUGCCGGCCAUCUUCUCCGUGUUCGGCGGGGAGGCGUCGGCGCGGAAAUACCUCGAGCGCUGCACCAUCGAGUACAUCAUCAACGAGGAGCCGGGCGGCGGCGGUGGCGGCGGCGGCGGGAGCGCGGAUGCGGCGGUUGCGGCGGCGGUAGCCUCGCUGGACGGGUUCAUGUGGGAUGCGCUGCUGGAUCCGUCGGUUUGGGGGGAUCCGGGGGAUGGGGUGUGCUGGGCGGAUAUGGAUUUCGGGGUGGAGAAGGUGUCUUGACCUUUUGAAUUACAACGAGCUUGUUCCGGUACGCCAGGCUCUUGAAGGUCGGCUAGCUUAUGUUUGGGGCUGGCUGGCCUAUGAGCCCGAAGAACAACUUACUGAUCAUCUCGAGAAGGUAUUUUCCUUAGCUACCUAAGGAGGUAGGCCCAGGCUUCGUACUCGGAGUGGUCAGGUUACCUGCGUAGCAUCACCUUCAAGGCAGAGGCGUGAUGUUAUAAGGGCGGUCUCGUAUUUACUUAAGACGGGUGAAGCAUGGUGGGUGGGUAACAGAUGCGGGCAACCGAAAGCGUUUCUAGCAAUUGAAGCCUGCCUGAAGGGGAAGAAGGUUCUGUGAGGAGCUGGUCUUGAUAACAUAUAAAUCUAAGACUAUGUGGUUCAUACUCCUACCUAAAGUCACACAAGCCAAUAUUUAUUCAGGGCGUAUUGUAUUGUAGAUAUAUAUGUAUGUAUGUCAUCUCGCACUGCCUCAUUUAGCAUACCGAUCAAAAAC